Molecule: messenger RNA, 3013 nt
Organism: Fimicolochytrium jonesii
Lineage: Eukaryota; Fungi; Chytridiomycota; Chytridiomycetes; Spizellomycetales; Powellomycetaceae
Exons: 3
Coding region: 81-2942 (953 amino acids)
Biological process (GO): phosphorylation; phosphorelay signal transduction system
Molecular function (GO): phosphorelay sensor kinase activity
Source: RefSeq, a predicted model, not a curated record
GUUGAUAGAUGGUUGACAGUUGGAUGAUGGCUGAUGGCUGAUGGUUUGAUGGAUGUUGAUGACCGUUGAAGGGUUGAUGGAUGUUGUUGAUGAUGCUUCUCGACUUACACGUCUUCUUCUUUUCGCAGUUGACCUGGGUGUUGGACGACUAUGUUCUUACAAAGCUGGAGGGAACAAACUACUCUACCGCGGCACGACAGGAAUCGUUAUGCUCGCAUUCGGUUCUCCGGCACGACGGAAAGGGACUGGUGAUAUAUGAUACCCUGAAAGACUGGCGGUUCAACAACAACCCGAACGUUAUAAAUGCCCCCUUCGUACGCUUUUAUGCAAGCGCAAACGUCAUUACACCAGAGGGACACAAUCUAGGCUCAAUAUGCAUCAUGGAUUCGAAAGCACGCAAAAAGUUCGCACAAUCAGAGAUGGACGUCCUGGCAAACUUCGCGCAGGCCGUGCUCGACAGGCUGGACGCGUGGGUGCUGCGAAAAGAGUUGGAGGAGCGGGAUAGGAGGGAGAAUGCGUUGGCGGAGUUUGCGCGGGCGGCGCUGGGGGAUGCGCCCCUCAUCCUGCAGACCGGAUUCGACCUAGGCACGCAGUUGAUCGCAAACGCACUGGAAGUCGAAUGUGUGAUCUUACUCAGCGUAACUCCCACCAAUUCCGUACCGUCGGCUGAUAUCACCGCCCCCGACCGCGUCAUCAGCUCCAACCUUCCCGGUUUGGCAAACGCAAAGAUCGACAUGACCUGUCCUGUUACUUCAGGCCUCGUCUACGAGACACUCGGUUCCACUCGGGGGAUCGAGCGCCAAUUCGACCCAGACGACCCCGACAGUUCUCCCGCCUUCGUUCAGCACCUUGGAAUUGCCUCCUGCAUCGCCGUCCCCGCCAAGGUUGGCAACCCUACCGCUGCGAAUCUAGAAAUUGGCGUGCUCAUGGCGUUCACGAAAGACUCGCGACGGGUUUUCAGUGCGUCCGAUCUCGCUUUUUUGAGCACCUUCUCGGCGCAUAUGUCUACUGUCGCGUACCGGACUUAUGCGGAUGAGGCGGCUGUAGCCAAGAUCGCGUUUGUUAGCUCCAUCAGCCAUGAACUUCGCACACCCCUGCACGGUCUCCUCGGCGUCUCCGACCUCCUCGCCCUCACACCCCUCACAACCACCCAAGAAGCCUUCGUCAACACAAUCGAAUCCUGCGGUCGAUCCCUCCUAGGCGUCAUCAACAACGUCCUCGACGUCGCGAAACAAGUAUCGAAGCGCGAGAAUCAAGCGUCGAGAAUCAAAGAGGUUGAUCUGUUUGAACUGUUGCAACAGGUUGUGGAUUCGGUUGCGGCGACGUGUCCCCCGAAUGUGGAGUUGCUACUUGACGUGGCAUUGCCGAGGGAAUGGAGAUAUGUGAAAACGGAUGCAAACUGUGUUAGGCAGAUUAUGGUCAACUUGCUGGGCAAUGCUCUGAAAUUUACUCAGGAAGGAUCCGUGGAGUUGACCGUGUCAUUUGUGGACGAAGCGUCGGCGAAAUCACACCUAGACGCGGAUAAGACGGGACCCCGACUCCUUCGCUUUUCGGUCGCCGAUACCGGUUGUGGCAUCUCCGAGAGCUUUCUACCAAACAUCUUCACCCGACCGUUUGCACAGGAAGAUCCGCUGAAACAAGGGACCGGCCUAGGACUCGUGCUCACUCGGUAUAUGGUCACGAGAUUGGGAGGAAAUCUUGCAGUGCAGACGGAAGCAGGGAUUGGGACAAAGAUGUGGAUGGACGUUGAGAUGGAAACGCUGUCACCAACAAACAUCAAACCGCUUGCACCCCGGGUCGCUCGCGUUCAUGUUGCAUCUCCGAACUUGGCGAGAUGCCUGGCCUCCAUGCUCACCAUAAAUGGAAUGACCGUUACCUACGGACUUGAGGGCAUCGCAGACGGCGACGUCCUUAUAGUGGACCGCGAAAGCCCAGACCUCAUCAACCUCCUCAGCACCCCUUCCUCAACCAAACCCGCCAUCCAAAUCAUCUACCUCUGCCGAAUCUCUCAACACGCGCGCACAGUCAACUUCCUCGAACUCCGCCUACAGAGACCGGACGUCGCCGUGCUAGUCAUCACGGAACCCCUGGGCCCGCAUAAGCUGUUUGAGGCGUUUGAGUCGUUUCAGAAUGAGAAGGUGCCCAGCUUGAAACCGGCAGCGACGUCGUUGAUUACGGUCGAGAGGGGGAGGUUGGCGCAGAAGUCGACGCCGGAAUUGGCGGGCGGGUCGGCUUCAGAUGGGCGUGGGCUGGGGAGUGCUGCAGAUCGGACUGGCCUUGCAAUGGGUUGUGUUCCGGGUCUUGCACCGGCGGUUGAACCCGAUGAGACGCCUAGUCGUUCUGUUUGCCACGCGAGGUCGAUGCCCAGCCUUGUGCUCUCACCGCCAAACUCAGCUCCUCAAAGCGUGCCCGCCACACCCGCCGACGAGUCCCUCACGCUUCCCUCACCCUUCAUCACUACACCCCCCUCAACCUCCUCGACCCCCGCCGGCGCACCACCGCCUCCCCACCAGCUCCACUGCCUAAUAGCAGAAGACAACCCCACAAACCGCAUGAUUCUCAUCCAAUUCCUCAAAAAACUCAACAUCGCCCACGUCUCCGCCCACGACGGCCAGCAAGCCGUCAACGCCUUCACCUCGUCUACACGGCGAUUCGAUUUCGUUCUGAUGGAUAUACAGAUGCCGGUGUUGGAUGGGUUGACUGCGACGAGGAGAAUCCGUGAGAUGGAGAAGAUGGGGAGCGUCGGGGCCCAGCCACGAACGAGGAUUUGGGCGCUGACGGGGAUCGAUACGGAGGGGAACAAACGGGACGCGUUCGAGGCCGGUGUUGACGCGUACCUCACCAAACCGGUCGGGUUGAAAGAGCUGCGGGCGGUGUUGGGCGACGUUUACGGGGACCGGGUCGCGGGGUGGACGCCGCCGGCAUCAACACCGGCUGCGUGAUGGUCAGUGAGCCAUCUUUUCUUUUUUGGGACCGACCUUGACCGUGUUUUGGAGCGCAGCGGCUGCUGGGC